Molecule: messenger RNA, 1931 nt
Organism: Aedes aegypti (yellow fever mosquito)
Lineage: Eukaryota; Metazoa; Arthropoda; Insecta; Diptera; Culicidae
Gene: Syx5
Product: syntaxin-5
Exons: 3
Coding region: 292-1554 (420 amino acids)
Biological process (GO): intracellular protein transport; endoplasmic reticulum to Golgi vesicle-mediated transport; vesicle fusion
Cellular component (GO): endomembrane system; SNARE complex; Golgi membrane
Molecular function (GO): SNAP receptor activity; SNARE binding
Source: RefSeq, a predicted model, not a curated record
CAUUUGUUAUUCUGUUUCUGUAAAAAAAAAUGUAUUUUUUAAUUCCACGUCAUUUUCCCUGGAAAAAGGAUUGAAAAUUACAAUUUCUGUUAUUUUUCUUGGUUUUAAAUUGAUUUUCUGUAGGUAAAAUAAACUGUGAUUGAUGGACGUUUACUCGCACACUAUCGGGGAGCAAUAAAUUCUGCAGAAACACUUGAAUUGUGCUCCAAAACGGGAAGGUUUUCUCCGCGCAGAAACCUUUGUGAAAGCCUGGAGCUUUGAAUGUUUUGAUUGGGGAGUGAUGAUUAUGAGAUGCAAUCAAGAGCAAGACGUCGUUUCGGCCCAGAGGACGCAAGUGAGCCAUUUUCAGUAGUUUCCGACGGAGGAGGACAAAUCAACAAUCACGAGCAUCAAAGGGAAGAUUACGUGGAAAAACCGAAAUAUCCGCCGCCAAGUGGAAGCAGCUGGUUACCUUCGAUACCGCAGAAGUUCCUUUCCAGUGUGAUCAAUUCUAGUGGUUUUAACCAGCAGAACAACCAUCAAAUCCAGCCAUCUGUGGACAGAGGCUCGCUGUAUUUCGAGGAAGACGACGACAAGGAGAACGAACCGGAAUUCAUUAUGGCCUCACGGGACCGCAGUACGGAAUUUGCCAACGCGAUUCGAUCGCUCCAGGGCAGGAACAUCCAGAGGGCGGUCAAUGUGCGAGAUCCCCGCAAAGCCAAACAGCUGCAGAGCUACUCCGAGUUUACGAUGAUUGCGAAACACAUAGGGAAGAACAUAGCUAGCACCUACGCCAAGCUGGAAAAGCUGACACUGCUGGCGAAACGGAAAACGCUCUUCGACGAUCGACCGGCGGAGAUUCAAGAGCUAACGUACAUCAUCAAAGGUGAUCUGAACUCGUUGAAUCAGCAAAUUGCCCGACUUCAAGAAGUGUCCAAAUCCCAGCGCAGAUCGACGACCGGGAAGCAUCUGCUUUCACAUUCCUCAAACAUGGUGGUGGCACUGCAAGCCAAGCUGGCCAACAUGAGCUCAGACUUCAAGCAGGUCCUGGAGGUUCGAACCGAGAAUCUCAAACAGCAAAAGAACCGACGAGAUCAAUUCAGUCAAGGACCCAUUUCCAACAGCUUACCGCCGUCGGCAAUGCGAGGAUCAACCCAAGGUAGUCUGCUGCUCCAAGAGCAGCAGCAGCAGGAUCAGAUCAGUAUCGAUAUGAAUGCUUCCGGAGGGCCCUCUUCGGAGCGAGUGCCGCUUCUCCAGCAGCAACAGCAACAGAUGGUCCUGUACGACGAAUCCGACAGUUACGUCCAGGAGCGGGCAGAGACGAUGCAGAACAUUGAAAGUACGAUUGUCGAACUGGGAGGUAUUUUCCAACAGCUAGCCCACAUGGUCAAGGAACAGGAAGAAAUGGUAGAACGAAUUGACACCAAUCUGCAGGAUGUGGAACUGAACGUAGAGGCGGCCCACGGGGAGAUUUUGAAAUACUUCCAAUCGGUGACAAAGAAUCGCUGGCUGAUGAUAAAGAUUUUCGGCAUUUUAAUAUUAUUCUUUAUAUUUUUCGUUAUCUUCCUAGCAUAAGUUGGGCGGGCAGAAGAUAUUACGAAUUGCGGGGCCUGAAUAUAAUUUAUCUUUGUAUAUCUAAUCGUAUUCUUUUAUGUUUAAUGGAUCAACAAUUUUCCUUGAGGUUUAACCUAACAGCAAAAAACAGUAAUAGGAAGCUUGUAUAACCUUAAUAUUGUUAUAAUUUAAAAACGGAUCUAAUGUUGUUUCUGGAAUAAGAGUCCCCAUUGUAAAUAUCGGAGAAAAUAUUAAAACGUCAAAAAUCGGAAUGUAGCUGCUGAAAUAAUUGUGAUCGAAUUGCGUACUGCGUAUUGACAUUGAAAGAAAACUGUUGUAUAUUGCAUGAUAAUGUGAACAGUAAAAUGCAAUCGAAUAAAUUUAUAUUUUAUCCAGAA